Molecule: messenger RNA, 3145 nt
Organism: Pleuronectes platessa (European plaice)
Lineage: Eukaryota; Metazoa; Chordata; Actinopteri; Pleuronectiformes; Pleuronectidae
Gene: hspa9
Product: heat shock protein 9
Exons: 16
Coding region: 258-2303 (681 amino acids)
Biological process (GO): protein refolding; cellular response to unfolded protein
Cellular component (GO): mitochondrion; cytoplasm
Molecular function (GO): ATP binding; ATP hydrolysis activity; misfolded protein binding
Source: RefSeq, a predicted model, not a curated record
UUCAGCUUUGCAUGGUGCAACAUGUGUUGGAUAAUUCCAGAAGAAGCUCCCUAGCUUUUUAAGUCUAAAGACGAGCGGCGUGUUCCGGACCUGAGCGCUGUGUCUCUCCCCCUGGACGUCUGAAGACACACCGACAUUUUGACUUCUUCUCGCUGCCCUUCUCCUCCUCUCCUCGGCAGUUUGUGGACUCUGCUUAGACGUAAAACGCUGCGGACGUUUUAUUAAAAUAUUGUUAGCCUGUUACCCGAGUUGUCAAAAUGUUGAGUGUCGCUAGCAGCGUUUCAAGGACUCUCCCGACAAGGAGCUGUACAAGAAACGUGUCAUCUUUAAUCAAGAAGGCCUGCUGGAGCGGCUUCCAACCAAACGCCCUCCGAGCCCUGUCCAGGAGAGACUAUGCGUCAGAAGCCAUCAAAGGUUCAGUCAUCGGCAUUGACUUGGGAACAACCAACUCCUGUGUUGCUGUUAUGGACGGGAAACAGGCGAAGGUGUUGGAGAAUGCAGAGGGAGCCAGGACGACUCCAUCAGUCAUUGCCUUCGCUGCGGAUGGCGAGCGUCUAGUGGGCAUGCCUGCUAAACGCCAGUCUGUCACCAACCCUGAGAACACUCUGUACGCCACCAAGAGACUAAUUGGCCGUCGCUUUGACGAUGCAGAGGUCCAGAAAGAUCUGAAGAACGUACCCUACAAGAUAGUACGUGCAUCUAAUGGUGAUGCUUGGGUCGAGGCUCAUGGGAAAAUGUAUUCCCCCAGCCAGGCUGGAGCUUUUGUUCUCAUGAAAAUGAAGGAGACUGCAGAGAACUACCUGGGAACCAAAGUAAAGAACGCCGUCGUGACUGUACCAGCCUACUUCAAUGAUUCUCAGAGACAGGCCACCAAAGAUGCCGGUCAGAUCUCAGGUCUGAACGUCCUGCGUGUCAUCAACGAGCCAACAGCUGCUGCUCUGGCCUACGGACUGGAAAAAACCCAGGACAAGAUUAUUGCAGUGUAUGAUCUUGGUGGAGGUACGUUUGAUAUUUCUGUCCUGGAGAUCCAGAAGGGAGUAUUUGAGGUGAAGUCUACAAACGGUGACACUUUCCUGGGAGGAGAGGACUUUGACCAACACCUCCUCACACACAUCGUCAAGGAGUUCAAGAGAGAGUCUGGUGUGGAUCUGAUGAAAGACAACAUGGCUCUUCAGAGAGUUAGAGAGGCUGCAGAGAAGGCCAAGUGUGAGCUGUCGUCUUCACUGCAGACGGAUAUCAACCUUCCUUACCUGACCAUGGAUGCCUCUGGUCCCAAACAUCUCAACAUCAAGCUGACGCGUUCACAAUUUGAGGGCAUCGUGGCCGACUUGAUCCGCCGCACCGUGGCUCCCUGUCAGAAGGCCAUGCAGGAUGCAGAGGUUUCAAAGGGGGACAUUGGAGAGGUGCUGCUGGUUGGAGGCAUGAGCCGCAUGCCCAAGGUUCAGCAGACAGUUCAGGACCUGUUUGGCCGCGCUCCCAGCAAGUCUGUCAACCCAGAUGAAGCUGUUGCCAUAGGAGCAGCCAUCCAGGGAGGCGUAUUGGCCGGUGAUGUCACUGACGUGCUCCUGUUGGAUGUGACACCGUUGUCACUGGGUAUUGAGACUCUUGGCGGAGUCUUCACCAAACUUAUCAACAGGAACACUACAAUUCCUACCAAGAAAAGCCAGGUGUUCUCCACGGCAGCUGACGGACAGACACAGGUGGAGAUCAAGGUAUGUCAGGGCGAGAGAGAGAUGGCGGCAGACAACAAGGUGCUGGGUCAGUUCACUCUGGUGGGUAUCCCCCCAGCCCCCCGCGGAGUUCCCCAGGUUGAGGUCACCUUCGACAUUGAUGCCAACGGUAUCGUCCACGUUUCCGCCAAGGACAAGGGCACCGGCCGCGAGCAGCAGAUUGUCAUCCAGUCAUCAGGAGGUCUCAGUAAAGAUGAUAUUGAGAACAUGGUCAGGAAUGCGGAGAAGUACGCAGAGGAGGACAGGAGAAGGAAGGAAAGCGUGGAGGCCGUCAACAUGGCUGAGGGAAUUGUUCACGACACAGAAUCCAAGAUGGAGGAGUUCAAAGACCAGCUUCCUGCUGAUGAGUGCACCAAGCUGAAAGAGGAGAUCUCUAAAGUCAGAAAUCUUCUGGCCAACAAGGACUCAGAAACAGGAGAAAACAUCAAACAGGCAGCCACCAACCUGCAGCAGGCAUCGCUGAAACUCUUUGAAAUGGCCUACAAGAAAAUGGCAGCAGAGCGGGAAGGCAGCGGCGGCGGCAGCAGCAGCUCGGGCUCAUCGGAGGGAGACAAGAAAGAAGGGCAGCAGUAAAUCGUAGCACUUGGUUGUCACAUGGUUUCCAUGACAACAGAGGACUGUUGGGUAAAGGGGUGGGGCGGGGGGGACGUCGGCAGUCCAGAGCAUCAAGCUGAAUCUACUUCAUUCUCACCAUAAUAUAUUCUGCUGUGUUUCUGGCUGUAAAAUACUCUAUAGUCAGUGAACGCUCCUCCAGGUCCUGUCUGUAAUUUAAUUGUUUCAAAACAUGUCUUGUAUGUUUUCUUUUUUUUUUUAAGCUGUUAAUUGACAUUCUGAGCUAGUAAAAGUUGUACUUUUUUGUCUAAGAUGUCAUAGCUUUCAUCUUUUGUUUUGUUGUGUUUGUGCACGUUCAGUUAGAUGAAAGCUUGGUGCAGAGGACAACCCUGCUUCACCACGUCUACUUCAUAAUCUUGUACAGUGCUCGACGACAGGCAUAGCUUCUCUUGUUUUAAUAGUGCACUUAUGUCAACUCUGAGGUGGGAAGCUCCUGCACUAAAUUAUUUAAGUACAUUAUAUUUUUGUCAGAAACUUGCCACCUCUCACGGGUCCUGAAUGCACUCUAUACCUGCAGAACUGUGGUCAUAAGGUGGUUUUCAUUUCAUCACUUUUAUUCUUGAAAUUGAGAACUGCAUCAACACCACUCGGCAGACAUUUGGUCCUUUUUGAUCCGUCUCCUCUGACAGUUAAACAUGCUUGUUUGACCCUGUCUACAGUCAAAUCUCAGACUUAAUAAUCGGAGCACAAUAGUAAUGUACAAGUUAUAUCUGUGUGAAUUGUCUCAUAUUUCCAAAAGAAUAGUAAGACUUGAUCUGGGAGAAAUCCUUAAGUCCUCUGCAUCCUCCCAUUAAACACAGCAU